Molecule: messenger RNA, 411 nt
Organism: Funneliformis caledonium
Lineage: Eukaryota; Fungi; Glomeromycota; Glomeromycetes; Glomerales; Glomeraceae
Source: the annotation of a GenBank genome assembly
AUGAAAGAUGGUAUAAAACGAGGAUCCGCUAUAAAGCUUAAUAAGCAAGCUAGGAUAUUUAAGGAACGGGUGAAAGUUAUUUCUCAAGAAGGACAAAAUAGAAAUAUUUCUGAUUCUUUCUAUGCAACGUAUAGUCUAUUUAAUGAUCUGAACACUUCGCAAGAGUUUAUACAAGUCAAUGGGAAAAAAGUUCGUAAACCUUUAGAUGAUAUUUUUAAUAAUAUCUCGUUACAAAAUGAUAGAUUCAUAGACAUUUUAGAAGGUUUAAAGAUUGCAAUUCGUGACUUCGACCAAAGUAUAAUAGUGCUAGAUUCUUCUCGCUUAUAUAAAAGUUCAAACCACAUGUAUGUAAAUUCUGAGCAUUAUCUUAAAGUUCCUAGUGAGAGCAUCUAUGAUGCUAAAAUAUACUGA